Molecule: messenger RNA, 3418 nt
Organism: Sinocyclocheilus grahami
Lineage: Eukaryota; Metazoa; Chordata; Actinopteri; Cypriniformes; Cyprinidae
Product: sodium/potassium-transporting ATPase subunit beta-2-like
Exons: 8
Coding region: 256-1137 (293 amino acids)
Biological process (GO): intracellular potassium ion homeostasis; intracellular sodium ion homeostasis; potassium ion import across plasma membrane
Cellular component (GO): sodium:potassium-exchanging ATPase complex
Molecular function (GO): ATPase activator activity
Source: RefSeq, a predicted model, not a curated record
UGCAAUUGUGGGUGGGCAGAACGCCGGGCGUUACAGAGAGAGCGAGGUCUGCUCUCAUUCAGUCCUGGCUUAAGUCCUCAGGUUUCGGCAGAGUGCCUUGUUAUUAUUUAAAAAAGCUUUCUAUUGAGACCUUAAAGAUCGUUUUAACCCUUUCUCCACACCAUUCAAGGGUUGAAUAGCUGUUUAUUACUCUCAAAGAGAGUGCUAGCCCCGAGGCGUUGACUCUGUGAGUGCACAUUUAUUUCGUUCAGGAAAAUGGCAAAGGAUGAUAAGAAGAACGCAUGGAAGGAGUUCUUCUGGAACCCGAGGACUCGAGAAUUCUGCGGUAGGACCGCGAGCAGUUGGGGUCUGAUCCUGUUGUUUUAUCUGGCAUUCUACAUUUUCCUGGCUGGAUUAUUUGCUCUCACCAUGUACGUAAUGCUGCAGACACUCGAUGACCACAGACCAACAUACCAAGAUAGACUUUCAACUCCAGGGAUGAUGAUCAGACCUAAAGGAGAGCAGCUGGAGAUCGUUUACACCAUGGAGUACACAGAGACAUGGGAAAGAUAUGUCCAAGCCCUCAAUAACUUCCUGUCGCCCUACAAUGACUCAGUCCAAGCCCAGAAGAAUUAUGAGUGUAAACCGGAUCAGUACUUCAUCCAGGAGGACAGUGGCAGUUUGAAAAACUUCCCCAAGCGUUCCUGCCAGUUCAAACGCUCCAUAUUGGAGGAUUGCUCUGGGAUCACAGAUCGUUACUAUGGUUACGAUGAGGGCAAGCCCUGCAUCUUCAUCAAGCUCAACCGUGUGAUUGGUCUGUUGCCUGCUAGGGACGGGCAGCCUCCUUAUGUCACAUGUGGUGCUAAGAAAUACAAAGUUGGCACUGAUGAGUGGGCGGAUGAUUCAGAUAAACUUGGUGAACUGGUGUACUUUCCCCCUAAUGGCACCUUCAACCUUAUGUACUACCCAUACUAUGGCAAGAAAGCCCAGGUGAACUACUCUCAGCCUUUAGUGGCCAUUAAGUUCCUCAACAUCACCAUGAAUGAGGACGUCAACGUGGAGUGCAGAAUCAAUGCUAACAACAUUCCAGAGGGCAGUGAACGAGACAAGUUUGCGGGACGCAUUUCCUUCAAACUGAGGAUCAACUCCAGAGAUUAAAUAGGCGAAAGUGUGUUCCUUUCUUUUACACACAGACACAGACACACACAGGUUCUCCACAUCUAAAAGAGUGCAUGAUUAUGCGCAGAAGGCACAGGUAGAGACAUAAGCCAGACACAGCAAUCCUCAGCACAGACAGAGCAUAGAGUAAUACUUCAAUGUUUUUUUUUUCAUUUGAGACUGUAGUGAGGUUGUAGAGAGUUAGCAAGGUUGUUUUUGUGUGUAUUUAUGUGUGUACAUCAGUGUGUGUGUGUGUUAGCAUGUAUGAGUUGAGAUACAGUAUUUAUUUUCUGAAAUUUUAAUUGCAUGCUCAGCUAUCAGAGCAAUUCAGAGCAAAUAAUAUAUUCUAUUAAAACAAUAUUAGGAAAGGAAUAUAAAAAAAAAUCAGUAUCUAAUAACUAUGCUGUUUUCUUCCCUCAGUAUCAUUAAUUAAUUUAAGUAGGUGUCUAUGAAUUAAUGUGGCAUGAUCUCAUGUGUGUUUGAAGUAUCUCUUGACUGACUGCUAGGAAUUUAUAUAUAUAUAUAUUUUUUAUUUAUUAAAAUUUUAUUUUUGCAUGUGUGUAUCAGUUCUGAAGAGUGGUAUUGAAACCUUUUCUCUGUCUGAUUUGUGGCUUUAUAAGUGAAAAGGAUAUUUUAUAUACCAACAUGUAGAUAAUGCUGUGCACGAUGACGUCAGCUCUGCAUUUCUCACCAACACACAAGAAAACUGAUACAUUCACAUUACUGCAUUCCUGUUGGUUUCGGAACAGUCUGUACUUUCAUAUGAUGAAGUGUCACGUUUCAUUUAUCAUGAGGCGUGUCUAUUUAAGUUUGUUUAUAUGUAAAAUAGGUCUUUGCAGUAUUUUACUUUUCUUUUUGGCAUGUGUAAUCCAAUUUGUCUCACAUGGUGAGGGGAUAUGAUGUUUUGUAUUGAUUUGCACCGGCUUAGAGGAUGACAGCAGGCCUGGGUUCAGUUUAAAUUCUGAAAACUAGAUAGAGAAAGUGUGUUUGAUAUGUGUGUGUGUGUGUGUGUGGAUUCCUACAUGUGUGUGUUUUAUUUGAUUUGAUUUCUUUUAUGUUAAUCUUUGUGCACAAUUAUCUAUAUAUUUGGGUUUUGUUGGAAGUGACUCUAAGCAUAACCAUAGAGAGAGAUAGAGAGACUCUAAGAGCAGGAGCAGCAGGCUUAUGUUUCUGCUGAUAAGGAAGACAGAAGUGAAUCCAUCCCAGUCCUUACCCUGCAUAAAUCAAUAAAACAAACAAACAAACAAAAACAUGUUCACCCACCUCAUUUCUCAUUUUUCUAAAUCACUCUUAAAAAAAUCAUUUCUUUCUCUUUUGUUUAACACCUAAACUCACUCUCUGAGCAUAUAGCUUACACCUCAUGCUCCAUUCUGAGAAGUGUCUUGUGGAGAGUUCAUACAGUAUAUAAGAGUAUACACUCAGUCAUAGAACUGACAAGUGUACACUUCCUCUAAUGCCCUAAUCCGUUAUUCUCACUACAUAAUCCUAAAUGGAUAUGGUGCUUUACUACAUUUCCUCAAAAGUAUCCAUCCAUCCAUCCAUCCAUAUAUCUAUAAAUUAAGUGUCAUCUCAUUUACUGAAAAAUAUUUAGUUGAGUGACGAAAUGCUUCUUCACAUUUGAUCACUUUCAAAUGUGCGUCUGUGUUGUGUCUGUAUAUUGCAUAUUUUAUGUUUGUGCAUAGUGAGGUUGUUAUCUGACCCGGCAGAGAAAGCUUCAAAUCAACAGAAUUAAAUAUUCAUUCACCUCAGGCCCCAGAUCACAUAUCAUUAACUUGACCCUGUACACUAGUUCACUCUGGAGUGCACAAGAAGGCAAAGAGAAAAAAAAAACAUAUCUAUGAUAAGUUCAGUUUUUGGGGCAUGCAGGUUUUGAGAGAAUGGUUUUGUAAACAGCGCCCCUAGUGUAACAGUUGUGCUGUGCCUCUCCCAUGCCACCGACUGUUUCUACUGGUGAACUAGUGCAUUAGCAUAUGUUUCCAUAUACAUGAAUCUUCUGAAAAGCAAUAUAUUUAUAUUUUGGGUCCAUUUGGUGCAUAAAGAAAAGUUACAUACUAUAUUUGUAUUUUCCUUUAGAUUGGCUGAUCAUGAAGAGUAUUAUUUAUUAGUAUAUUUAAAUUAAUAUAUAGAUGAGAAUGGCUAUAUGUAUUUUAAAAUCACAUAUAAUAUAGAAAAGAUCCUAUAUUCUCAAUGAACCUAUAUUUCUAUUUUUGUUGAUCAUUUAUGAAAAAGCAUGUAACCGCUGGAGAAUGUAUGAAGUAUAUUAAAGGGGGCAUAACACACA